Dipodomys spectabilis (banner-tailed kangaroo rat) is the source of this 4727-nucleotide messenger RNA. RefSeq names its product histone deacetylase 6 (gene Hdac6). Gene Ontology annotation, molecular function: zinc ion binding; histone deacetylase activity. Bases 626 to 4663 code for a protein of 1345 amino acids. The record is from RefSeq and is a predicted model, not a curated record. Gene Ontology annotation, cellular component: histone deacetylase complex. Gene Ontology annotation, biological process: chromatin organization. The transcript has 30 exons. NCBI's taxonomy places the organism in Eukaryota, Metazoa, Chordata, Mammalia, Rodentia, Heteromyidae.
UGGGACUGGCUGGAGAGAAUUGGCGAGACUUUAGAGGACUGAUUUAAGCCGUGGGGUGGGGUCUUAUGGAAGGAAGGGGGCAGGCCCCCGUGAAUAUGGGCUUGUUGAAAGGCUAGGAGCAGAAUUUGAAAGAGUGGAAAGUACUGAUCCGGCGGGAUAAAGGGGUGGGGCUAAGUGAGUCGUUAGUGUGUGAGCGCGGAUGGGUCUGGCUGAGUGAAAGCGUGGGUGUUUGUAACGGGGCGAUAGGCCGGAAAGGGCAGGUUUGUGAAAGGAUACAGGAAGGGGUGUAAGAAAUGAGUGAGGCUUGAUCGAGUGAAAGGGACGGUGAGUUGCUGGAAAGAGCAGGUCCUAAAAUGUCCGGAUUGAAUCUGAGGUUAAUUGCUCCCAGGAAAAGGCGAGACGUGAAAGAAGGAGGGGGGGGGGGGGGGGAAAUCAUGUAAAGGGGGCGUGGUCUAGUGGAACAGGCGGGACCAGGUGGGAUGGGCACCUCAGUGGCUCGAGAGGCCCUGAAGGGGCGGGAUUUAGAGGCACUGCGGAUUGGGUUCCUGGGGCCCCUUCGGACCCCCUAACCCCCUCAAAACCACUAUCCCGCCAGAGUCGCGUCAGGGCCCGAAUCUCCCCAGCUAUGACUUCCACCUGCCAGGAUUCCACAGCCUCCAGGCAGCGGAAGGGUAGGCAGAAUCCCCAAUCGCCUUCUCACGAUGUGAACGCCAUCACGAAGAGAACUGUUAAGAAGGGUGCUGUGCCCCGCUGUACUCCCAAUCUAUCGGAGAUAAAGAAGAAAGGAAAGAUGAAGAAGCUUAGCCAACCAGUUGAAGAAGACCUAGUCAUGGGGCUGCAAGGGCUGGAUCUUAACCCUGAAGUGAAGGUAAUGAUUGGUACUGGCUUGGUGUUUGAUGAACAGCUAAAUGAUUUUCAUUGCCUCUGGGAUGACAGCUACCCUGAAAACCCUGAAAGACUCCAUGCCAUUAAGGAACAGCUUAUCCAGGAAGGCCUUGUGGAUCGUUGUGUAUGCUUUCCGGCCCGGGUCGCAGAAAAGGAAGAGCUCAUGUUGGUUCACAGCCCAGAGUACAUUGACCUCAUGGAGACAACCCAGUACAUGAAUGAGGGAGAACUUCGCAUACUGGCAAACACCUAUGAUUCAGUUUAUCUACAUCCGAACUCUUUUAUUUGUGCCUGUCUGGCCUCAGGCUCUGUCCUUAGACUAGUAGAUGCGGUCCUGGGAGCUGAGAUCCGGAAUGGCAUGGCUAUCAUCAGACCUCCAGGACACCAUGCUCAGCGUGAUCUGAUGGGUGGGUAUUGCAUGUUCAACCAUGUAGCUGUAGCUGCUCGUUAUGCUCAAAGGAAGCACCACAUUAAGAGGGUCCUUAUCGUGGACUGGGACGUUCAUCAUGGCCAAGGAACACAGUUCAUGUUUGACCAGGAUCCGAGUGUUUUAUACUUCUCCAUCCACCGCUAUGAGCAGGGUCGGUUCUGGCCCCACCUCCAGGCCUCUAACUGGUCUGCCAUAGGUUGUGGCCAAGGGCAAGGAUACAACAUCAAUAUACCUUGGAAUCAGGUGGGGAUGCGGGAUGCGGACUACAUUGCUGCUUUUCUCCACAUCCUGUUGCCUGUUGCUUCUGAGUUUCAGCCUCAACUGGUCCUGGUAGCUGCUGGAUUUGAUGCCCUCCAAGGGGACCCCAAGGGCGAGAUGGCUGCCACCCCUGCAGGGUUUGCCCAGUUAACCCAUCUGCUCAUGGGUAUGGCAGGAGGCAAGCUAAUUCUGUCUCUGGAGGGUGGAUACAACCUCCAGUCUCUGGCUAGGGGUGUCAGUGCAUCUCUCCAUACCCUUCUGGGAGACCCUUGCCCUAUGCUAGAGUCCCCUGGUGCACCAUGUCAAAGUGCUCAGGCUUCGGUCUCCUGUACUCUGGAAGCCCUAGAACCAUUCUGGGAAGUCCUUGUGAAUACAGUUGAUAGUACGGAGGAGGACAAUGAGUCUGGAGACAACUGGGACGAGAGACAAGAGGAAGGGGAAGGACCCUUGGGGGCCACUUCACUGCCAGUCCUGACAUGGCCCACGCUACAGCAUCGUACAGGAUUGGUCUAUGACCAAAGAAUGAUGAGUCACUGCAACCUGUGGGACAACCACCACCCUGAGACACCCCAGCGUAUUUUGCGGAUCAUGUGCCACUUAGAGGAACUAGGGCUUGCAGCACGCUGUCUCCACCUGCCUGUGCGGCCUGCCACUGAUGCCGAGCUCCUUACCUGCCACAGUGCCCAGUAUGUGGAGCGUCUCCGGGCUACAGAGACAAUGAAAACCCGGGAACUGCACCGCGAGGGUGCCAACUUUGACUCCAUCUACAUCUGCCCCAGCACAUUCACCUGUGCUCAGCUAGCUACAGGUGCUGUCUGCCGCCUGGUGGAAGCUGUACUAUCAGGAGAGGUUUUAAACGGCAUUGCUCUGGUGCGCCCCCCUGGACACCAUGCAGAGCACGAUGCUGCUUGUGGCUUCUGUUUUUUUAAUUCUGUGGCUGUGGCUGCUCGCCAUGCCCAAGCCAUUAGGGGGACUGCCUUAAGGAUCCUAAUUGUGGAUUGGGACAUCCAUCAUGGGAAUGGAACUCAGCACAUCUUUGAGAAUGACCCCAGUGUGCUUUAUAUGUCCCUGCACCGCUAUGAUCGUGGCACUUUCUUCCCCAUGGGGGAUGAGGGGUCCAGCAAACACGUAGGUCUGGCUGAGGGCAUGGGCUUCACUGUCAAUGUGGCCUGGAAUGGGCCCCGUAUGGGUGAUGCUGACUACCUGGCUGCAUGGCAUCGACUUGUGCUUCCAAUUGCAUACGAGUUUAACCCAGAACUGGUGCUUGUAUCUGCUGGUUUUGAUGCUGCACAGGGUGACCCACUGGGUGGCUGCCAGGUGUCACCGGAAUGUUAUGCCCAUCUCACUCACCAGCUGAUGGGCCUUGCCAAUGGCCACACUAUCCUUAUCCUAGAGGGUGGCUACAACCUGACAUCCAUCUCAGAGUCAAUGGCUGCCUGUACCCAUUCCCUCCUUGGAGAUCCGCCACCCCUGUUAUCGAUGCUUCGGCCACCACAACCAGGGGCCCUGGCCUCAAUUACGGAGACCAUCCAAGCCCAUCGCAAAUACUGGCGCAGCCUGAGGGUCCUGAAGGUAGAAGACAAGGAUUCACCCUGCACUUCCAAACCCAUCACCAGGAAGGCAUCCCAUCCAACCCAUCUUAGGUUGGCUAAGGGGGUAACCAUGCCAGAAGGGAAGGGUGUAAAAGCAAGCAUGAGGAAGGUUACCUCAGCGUCAUCUGCAAAAGCACCUACUGCAGUUCACACCAAAGUGAAGACAGCCAAAGUGACCACAUGUGCUCAAAACAAGGCUCAGAGAGAUAGUUGGAAAUCAAAACUAACCUGGGACACCUCUGAGAACACUGUGGGAGGAGCCAUGGUGGUCCAGGCCAUCUUCGAGAAUAGUGUUGGAGGAACCAAGAUGAACCAGGCGACCUCCAAUGAGACUGUGGGAGAAGCCAUGAUGGACCCGAUCACCUUUGAGGAGACUGAUGGAGAAGGAGCCGUGGUGGACAAGGUCAUCUGUGAGAAGACUGAAGGAACCAAGGUAGACCAAGCCACCUCUGAGGACACUGUGGGAGGAGACACGGUGGAUGAGGCCACUUCCAAGGAGACUGUGGGAGGAGACAUGGUGGACCAAUCCACCUCAGAGGAGACUGUGGGAGGAGACAUGGUGGACCAGGCCACCUCUGAGAUUGUGGGAGGAGCCAAGGUGGACCAGGCCACCUCUGAGGAAACAAUGGGAGGAGCCAAGGUGGACCAGGCCACCUCCAAGGAGACUAUGGGAGGAGACAUGGUGGAUCAGGUCACCUGCAAGGAGACCAUGGGAGGAGCCAAGGUGGACAAGGUCACCUGCAAGGAGACCAUGGGAGGAGCCAAGGUGGACGAGGUCACCUCCAAAGAGACUGUAGGAGAAGCCACCUCAGAGGCUACAGGGGAAGUCAUACUAGACCAGACCAACUCAGAGGAUGCUCUGGGAGGAGCCAAGCUGAUCCAAACUCCUCUAGACUCAGACAGAGAUAAGGAGAUCUCACUUCAGCAGGGAACCACAUUCCAGCUAUCCCCCAUUCAGCAGAUUGGGAAUCCCAGAAUUUUAGAACCAGGCAAUGAAGCUCAGAGAGCCCUGGAAGAUGAAGACCCAGAAGAUGAAGGCCUACUGGGAGAAGCAGCUGGAGGUGAGCCUAUUAAUAACUCUCAGCUGGCAUUUGGAUCUGGGGAAGCUGCUGCUGCUGUUGCUACUAUCACUGUUGCUCCUGACAAUGAUGAGGACUUAUUUUAUGCUGUAACACCAAUGCCUUGGUGCCCCCAUUUGGGGGCAGUGUGCCCCAUACCUGCAGCAGGACUGAACGUAAACCAACCUUGUGAUACCUGUGGAACUAUGGAGGAGAACUGGGUGUGUCUUAGUUGCUAUAAGGUCUACUGCAGUCGUUAUAUAAAUGGUCACAUGGUCAGCCAUUACGAAGCUUCUCAACACCCAUUAGUCCUCAGCUGUGUAGACCUCUCUUCCUGGUGUUACCAUUGUGAGGCCUAUGUCCACCACCAGGAUGUCCUCCAUGUGAAGACUGUGGCUCACAAGAACAAAUUUGGAGAGGACAUGCCCUCCCCCAAUUAAAUCCCAGAAUCCACAUCAUCUUCUACCUUUCCCAAGACCCCAAAAUAAAGCAGCCCGAGUUCUU